Molecule: messenger RNA, 378 nt
Organism: Bactrocera latifrons
Lineage: Eukaryota; Metazoa; Arthropoda; Insecta; Diptera; Tephritidae
Product: metallothionein-4-like
Exons: 2
Coding region: 90-218 (42 amino acids)
Molecular function (GO): metal ion binding
Source: RefSeq, a predicted model, not a curated record
UAAUUGGAAGUAUAGUUUGAGAAAGUGAAUCAUAGAGACAACUUCGUCCAAAUAUAUUUUACGAAUUCUAAAUAUUUUACUAUAGAAAAAUGGGUUGUCCAGCGUGUUGUAAAGAUUGCAAAUGCACUGCAGCUAAGUGCGGAGAUGGCUGCCCCUGCGAUCAGCAAUGCAAAUGCAAUUGCAAGAGCGGUGCCAAGGACAACUGCUGCAAGAAAUAAAUUCGUUAGACCAGCGAACUUUGAAAAUAAAUGUCAACCACUAAUGGAAAAUUGAAUAAUUGAGCUCUAAAAUGGAGAUGAAUAAAGCAGAAACAACAACAUUAUAAAGUUUAUAGUUUUCUUAGUACACUCGAAAUAAACAAAUGCCAAUUUCAAAUUA